Molecule: messenger RNA, 2609 nt
Organism: Carcharodon carcharias (great white shark)
Lineage: Eukaryota; Metazoa; Chordata; Chondrichthyes; Lamniformes; Lamnidae
Product: zinc finger protein 271-like
Exons: 1
Coding region: 941-1672 (243 amino acids)
Biological process (GO): regulation of transcription by RNA polymerase II
Cellular component (GO): nucleus
Molecular function (GO): DNA-binding transcription factor activity, RNA polymerase II-specific; RNA polymerase II transcription regulatory region sequence-specific DNA binding
Source: RefSeq, a predicted model, not a curated record
CCCCUUCCAAAUCCACAAACUCUACCACCCAGAAGGACAAGGGCAGCAGAUGCAUGGGAACACAACCACCUGCCUGUUCCCCUCCAAGAUCCACAGCAUCCUGAUUUGGGACUAUAAUACUUCACUAUCGCUGGGUUAAAAUCCCAGAACUCUCUCCCUAACAGCAUUGUGGGUGUACCUACACCAAAUGGACACAGCUGUUCAAGAAGGCAGCUCACCAAUACCUUCUCAAGGGCAAUUAGGGUUGGGCAAUAAAUGCUGGCUUACAUCCAAUGAAAGUAUAAGUAAAAAAUUGAGGAGUCAGCCCCAUCAGCAAAGGAGGAGAGAGAGUUGGAGAAAAUCCUGUUUCUUUUUCCUGUUUUACAGAAGGAUUGCACUGUACUACACGAGAGAAUACAGAGAGGAUAGACACCGCAGAUAGAUCCUGACUAUCACCCAAGGAACAACUGUACACAACUGUGGGAAGACAUCCAGUCCCUUCACAGCAUUUCUCAACACAGAGAAGGUUGGGCAGUGAAACCAUCAUUUUGAAAUCAGUCGGGUCAGGGGAGCUUUGAUAUAUCAUCAGAUCGGAAACUGGACAGCGGUGUAGAACCUUCUGUCAGAACCAACCUUUCUGAAGGUUCAGUUGUGAGCAAUUGAUCAGGGUGAGACUGGGAUGAGUGGGCUCCAAGUGUGGUGAGAGCUUCAGUCAUUUACCGAGCCUCAUGAACUACUGGACGGCUCCACAGGCUCAUAAGAUCUCCUCACACAAAAGAUUCAUCUGUUGUCCCACAAGUAAUACAAGGACAGCUACAUGGAAGAGAAACCAUUCAAGUGUGGCGUCUGUGAUUAAGCUUUUGCACAUCCAUCGACAUUCGAGUAUCAGCAACGCAGUCACACUGGGGAGAAACCUUUUGAAUGUGAGGUGUGUAAUAAGAGCUUUGCACAGUCAUCGGGCAUGUUAAAGCACCAGCUCAUUCAUACAGGGGAGAAGUGUGAGGUAUGCAACAAAUCAUUCUCGUUAUCAACUCUCCGCGUACACCAACACAUUCACUCAGGAGAGAAACCGUUCAAAUGUGAGUUGUGUGACAAAUCAUUCUCGCAUCUAUCAAGACUGCUGCUCCAUCAGACAGUCCACACAGGGGAGAAACCAUUCAUGUGUGAGGUGUGUGAGAAAUCGUUUUCAUCAUCAUCAGAUCUCCACAGACACCAGCACAUUCACUCAGGGGAGAAACCGUUUAAGUGUAAGACGUGCAACAAAUCAUUCUCACUGUCAUCAAAACUCUUGCUCCAUCAGAGGAUCCACACAGGGGAGAAACCAUUCAGAUGCGAGGUGUGUGAGAAAUCAUUCUCAGUGUCAUCAGGCCUCUUGCGCCAUAAGAGGACUCACACAGGGGAGAAACCAUUCAAGUGUGAGGUGUGUGAGAAAUCAUUCUCAGUGUCAUCAAGCCUCCUGCGCCAUAAGAGGACCCACAGCGGGGAGAAACCAUUCAAGUGUGAGGUGUGUGACAAAUCGUUCUCAGUGUCAUCAGGUCUCCUGCUCCACCAGAGGAUCCACACAGGGGAGAAGCCAUUCAGGUGUGAGGUGUGUGAGAAAUCAUUCUCAGUGUCAUCAGGCCUCCUAAUCCACCAGAGGAUCCACACAGGGGAGAAACCAUUCAGGUGUGAGGUGUGUGAGAAAUCAUUUUGAGGUCUUCAAGCUUCCUACUUCAUCAGAACCACAUGGGCUUAACCCUUCGAUUGUAAAGUUUGUGCUGAAACUUUCAUGAUGUCUUUGACUCUCCUCGGACACCAGAGGAUUCAUACAGGGGAGAAACUUUUCAGGUGCAAUGUUUGUGACAAGACUUUCACUCCUUCCUCCAAUGUCCUCAAUAAGAAGGUGGAUAUGAGGGAGUGGUUAAACCAGAUUGAUGGCUACAGAAGCAUUGUGGUAAAUGGAGGGCCAAAGGACAGAGAAUUAGAAAGCACUGUCCAACUCAUCUGGGAUGGAAACUGAUUGGUCCAUGGACCCAUGUGAUCACUGGAUCUCUGUAACCAUUAGUGGGUUUGUAUGAUGGAAACGAGUUCCAUCCUGUGUCACUAAAGUUUGAUGUCAUUUCUGACCAUUGGAAUUGGGAGCCAGACUAAAGGCCAGGGAUUUUAAAGAAACUUCUGUCUGUCGUAUUCUGAGAGAGUUUCACCUGAUGUGUGUGUGGGUGUUAGUAAAGUGAGACAGCUCUCAGGAGUGGGUAUGGGGUAGAAUUGGACCCUGCUUUAGUUGGAGGUGUGUUUAUAGACAGAUCUUCUUCAAGUGAUGGGUGCUUAACUAAUACCAUGGGUUAUGUUUGUACAAUCCUGUCCGAGGACUACUAUCCUGAGUAUAGUGAGGGAGUGGGGGUGAGUCUCUACAGACCUGAGUUCUCUCAGCCCAUCAUAUCUCAAUGUAAUAAUGGUGUGCUAUGUUCACGUUACACUCUUCCAAGGUUCAAUUCGUGUUCUUAGAAAGAUCUUGAGUCAUUUUCAAAUGCUUUGUUAGUUUGGUUGAUUCAAAGUUUGUGUAAGCUGAACAUAACGUUGUUGUUUGUCUGCAGUUUAAUCAAUCUUCUGUAUAGAUUUAUAAGACAAUAAAUUCAUGUUUAUAAACUUAA